Messenger RNA from Diachasma alloeum, 3422 nucleotides. It is a transcript of the gene Helz, whose product is annotated as probable helicase with zinc finger domain. Bases 286 to 3030 code for a protein of 914 amino acids. Gene Ontology annotation, molecular function: helicase activity. Gene Ontology annotation, cellular component: P granule; cytosol. The record is from RefSeq and is a predicted model, not a curated record. Lineage: Eukaryota; Metazoa; Arthropoda; Insecta; Hymenoptera; Braconidae. Gene Ontology annotation, biological process: regulatory ncRNA-mediated post-transcriptional gene silencing. The transcript has 4 exons.
CCGAGCCGCAGUUCUCCAAGCCUAUCCACUUCCAUCUCCCCCAGAGGCCAUUCCUCGCGUCACGAAAAAUAACAUUACCAAAGUGUCAUCGAAUGUAGUUUCGUGUUUAUUAAACUCCUAACCUCAAAUACCAAUAAUGAGGAAGCGUUUAAAGCCCCUUAAACCCCAGUGACCGAUGCUAUUGCACACCGCGACUUGCCCGCACCGCGUAACCAGUGUUUUCCCCCAAGUGCGCGUAGUUCGCCGUCGGAUCGAAGGCGUAAACCCACUCCGGGAUCUGGCGCAAUGGCGGACGUACGUCUGGUUAACACCGACGCCGAGCCCGAGCAGGCGGAGGAGGCCUGCGAGGACAAGAAAAUCUUUCGUCCCGGUGAUUAUCUCCGACGAGUGAUUCGCGAUUGGAUGCGUUCGCGCGAUCCCCAAUCGGUGAUAACCGACAAGUCACCAGCUAGCAUAGCAAUAGGAGUCAAUGCCGAUCUAAAUCUGCGCAUUGGUGCACAAAGAUCCCACUGCACAUGGACAUGGAUCUUCGAGGUGCGAAGUAUGGGAAGAGCCCUGAAAAAUCUCGUACUCUCCCUGGACGCGCAUCGCGAACACUUUGGCAUAAGAUCGGUAUUCCGCGAUGGGAUGAGGAUCGGCUACUCGGACGGCCAAGAGUGGCACGAUCCAGUGAUCGAUCAUCAAUCCCCCCGUCAGGUGGAUGGAUUGAUGUGCUACACCAUAGAGAUAUUCUUUGCCGCGAAUGGACACGGUACAUACCGACAAAAUGUCCUCUUCGGUUUCGACGGUUACCCCGUUAUCCGGCGAAAAAUAUGCGCCGACAUUGUGCCGGUGAACGAUCUAACGCGCUUAAACGACGCAACAAAGUAUUUUUUAAACCAAACAGCCCACGUUUGGUCGUCGAGAAGCAAUGAUUACCAUCGAUUCGAUUCGCCAUUUGUACCGGCAACCGAUCCCUGGGAGAAAAAUAUCGCCAAGGCUUAUCCAUAUCCUGGUGAAGAUGUAUUUAUACUGUCGCAUGCUACAUUGACUGAGGACUCCUUAACGCGUACUAAUUACCGUGGUAGAAUGCACGAGUUGAUAUCGGUUGAGGAAUUGGCGAGACACGAACAGGUCGCUAGGUACAAUACUAUUGUGCAGAUACAGUUGUCAUCGUGUUAUAUAUUGUCGUCGGAUACUGAUGGCUCGACAACAGCUAAAUAUGCACCACUUGGAGAACUAUUUGCCCAGUUGCCUUUAGGUCGUGGUGUCUCAGAGGACAUGAAGAGCGGUCGUCUACUCCUCCGUGGAUGCAAUACCAUUCUGAUGAAGCUAUUCAACUCCCCGGAUAGCCCGAUAAAUCCAGAAUCAACAGAUGUUUACGAAGCGCAUGUUGAAGACAAAUGUAAUUACAUGAUAUACGCUAGACUGUCAAAAUCAUGUGUCGAACGUUUGAAUUUAAAAGCCGACACUGAAGUUAAGAUGUACGUGCAGUUUGUUCUCAACAGAUUGCCAUUCUGUGAAUGGCACAGAGCUGUUGAUUGUCUGCCAGAUACACGUCUAGUUUUUCCCGAAUCACGCUACGAAUUACCAAUGCGUCUACCAUCCGUCCUUGAAUCCAAUAAAAAUGGGGCUAAAUGGUGUGAAUUGUUGGAUAAUAGAUUGAACGAUAGACAGAGAGAGGCAGUUAAACUUAUGAUAGCACCGAUUGAGAGAUAUCUGCCACCGAUAUUGUUACUUGGACCUUAUGGAACGGGAAAGACAUUCACUAUUGCCCAAGCAUUACUGAUACUCUUGCUCCAGAAUCCCAUGAAUAAGGUACUGCUGUGUACACAGAGCAACAGUGCAGCUGAUCUUUAUGUUAAGGAGUUCUUUGAUGAGUGGUACACCACGACCAAGGAGGAGAGACUGAAACCGAUGAGAAUAUACUACAAGAGACGUUUGAGAACGACUGUUCACCCAACAGUCCGGAAAUACUGCCUAGUAGACCCCAACGGCUACUUCCGCGAUCCCACAAAAGAGGACCUGGACUCUUGUGGAUUGAUCGUGACAACCCUCGCAACUUCUGGCUGUUUAACAGCCCUAGACGUACAACCCACCCACAUAGUCAUUGACGAAGCAGCCCAGGCCCUCGAAUGUGAAGCACUAACCCCAUUGGCACUUGUCGGUCAAAGGACUCGAAUCAUUCUCUCUGGAGAUCAAAUGCAACUUGCCCCGGAAGUUUACAGCGACUUGGCGAAGGAGAGGGGUCUUGGUACAAGCCUCCUCGAGAGAUUGCACAAUGUCUACUCGCAAAAUCAUCCGUGCAGAGUCAGUCUGUGCCAGAAUUAUCGGUCACACGCGGAUAUCGUCAGACUGACGUCCAAUCUUUUUUAUGGAAAUGAGAUUGAACCCAGUGGUCCUUUACUGCCUAAUCAUCCUAAUCUGAAGCCGUUGCUGUUUUAUGCUGUGCAGGGGAUUGAAGUUCAGGGACAAUUCUCAACAGGCUUCUACAACGACGAAGAAGCUGUGGAAUUAGCAAAAAGAAUAGCAUCCCUAAAAACCUGUUGGCCAGUGGACGAAUGGGGUCCAUUCGGUGAAGAUUCAAUCGGCGUAUUAGCCCACUAUUCCGAACAAGUGGCGCGCAUUCGUAAUGAACUGCGUAAACGAAAAUUAUUCUCAGUAUCAGUGGAGCGUGUUCUCAAUGUACAAGGAAAACAAUUCACAGCUGUGUUUAUCAGCACCGUGAGAACGAGAAAUUGCUGUCGAUAUUCAGCCGAGAGUAGUGUCAGUGAUUAUGGAUUUUUAACGAAUCCAAGAUUACUCAAUACAGCUAUAACACGUGCUAAAGCACUGGUGGCUGUUGUUGGGGAUCCAGUGGCACUUUUGACAACUGGCUCGUGUCGUUCACUCUGGGCAAAGUACUUUCAGAAGGCAACUGUACGAGGUAUACCCCAGCAACUUUUGACACAGCAUAUGACACGCAGUAUGGCAACGCCAAUGCCACUUGGAAUGCCCUUAAAUCCAUUGGCGAGGGAAUUUGUACCACGACAGGCGCAGCGAGCAGACUGAGCAUUUAUUUAUCCUCGUUUAUUUCGAUGAAUUAAUGUCCGUGGAAUAAUCGAACAACUAUUGAAUGGUUUUGUGAUCAUGAUUAUGUUGCUUCCCUCAAUUUUCGGAGUUACUGUGUAGUUGAGAGAAUAGUGAGCAGGAUAGAGAUAUCUCAGUGGGAAAUUAAUUUACUCAGUUCUCUUUGUUACUUUAUUUUUGUUUUUCCCACCCCUGACAUCUCGAGAAUACAAAACCGGCUUGACACGAGUCGGUGUAAUUUUUAUAAAUGUACUGAGCGAGAAAAAAGUGAAAAAGAAGAAAAAAAAUGUGUAGUUGAUUAAGAUAUAUGAGAGAAUGAAAUAAUGUAAAUGCCACAUCUACCCGAUGAAAUAUCUAUAUGUCUGAAACAUUAA